Molecule: messenger RNA, 4237 nt
Organism: Mercurialis annua (annual mercury)
Lineage: Eukaryota; Viridiplantae; Streptophyta; Magnoliopsida; Malpighiales; Euphorbiaceae
Product: probable serine/threonine protein kinase IRE
Exons: 17
Coding region: 179-3865 (1228 amino acids)
Biological process (GO): intracellular signal transduction; peptidyl-serine phosphorylation
Molecular function (GO): protein serine/threonine kinase activity; ATP binding
Source: RefSeq, a predicted model, not a curated record
AACAGAAAAACUGAGAUGCCCAGUCGUGUAACCCUUAAACGCUCCAUUUCCCGCGAAAACCUCUCUCUAACUUUCUCUCUCCUAAUAUUUUUCUCUCAAAUUCUCAAUCAAUCAAUUAAUCAAUCGAAGAUUAUCAUCAGUGUAACCCACUCAUACCAUCACCGCAAUGUAAUGAACAAUGUCGAGCAACAAUCAAGAUCCGCCACCAGAAACGACGACGUCUUCGUCCUCGACGUCGUCGGCGUCUUUAACAUCUACAUCAACACCGCCGAAAUUCAAGCUUCGGAAAAUACCUCCGAUUCCAAUUCGACGUACGACGACGCACAAGCUAAAACGACAAGAUGAAACCUACGAUGCAGAGGACGAGGAAGACGACGACGAUGACGAUCACGGAGCGGGUCAUCAUCGUAUGUCGUCGCAAAAUAGGAAUAAUUAUAAUAAAUUUAAACCGUUAGAUGAGAAUAGUUCGAAUAGUAGGAUUAUUAUGGCUUCAGCUCUCGGAUUAAAUAAUAUCAAAACGCAAUUAUCAGCUCCGUCUCCGUCUCCGUCUCUUAGCCGGUUUUCUUCGACGGUUACCGGUAGACCGUCGCUGAAUCUCCGCAAUAUUACCAAUAAUAACAGUAACGCUUUAAAUAAUAAAGAGGAUCAAGCUGGCCUUGAUAACAAGCUUAAAUGGAACGUUCCUAUUCAUACUGAGCCUGGAAAAAAAAUUGCGUGGAGUCAAUCGAAAUCGUUAAAGUAUCCAUCAGGACCAUCACCUCUAAAUCCAGCUUUGGAGAGUCAUGCUUUUGCCAAGGAAUUACAGUCUCCACGGUUUCAAGCAAUACUUCGUGUUACGAGUAAUCGAAAGAAUAAAACUCCGGAUGUUAAGAGUUUUUCUCAUGAGCUUAACUCUAAAGGAGUUAGGCCAUUUCCAGUUUGGAAAUCAAGGGCCUUCGGUCAUAUGGAGGAAGUUAUGGUGGCAAUUAGGGCCAAAUUUAACAAGUUGAAGGAAGAAGUUGAUUCUGAUUUAGGUCUAUUUGCUGGAGAUUUGGUAGGCAUACUUGAAAGGGCCUCGGAUACUCACCAUGAGUGGAGUGAAAGUUUGGAGGAUUUGUUGAUCAUAGCUAGACAAUGCUCAAAAAUGUCACCUAAUGAGUUCUGGGUCAAAUGUGAGGUGAUCGUACAGAAUUUAGAUGAUAAGCGUCAAGAGCUACCAAUGGGAAUAAUCAAACAAGCACAUACACGCCUUCUAUUUAUCCUCACGCGGUGCACUAGGCUUGUGCAGUUCCAAAAGGAGAGUGGUUAUGAAGAUGAUCACGUUUUGGGUCUUCAUCAACUCAGUGAUCUUGGAGUUUAUCCUGAACAAAUUUUUGAUGUAGCGACACAGGAUUUUAGUGGCCCGUUGGCAGCUGGAAAGGUUGCUGGGAGAGAGAAACACAGAAAAAAACCGUCUCGUGAUCAAGAAGAAGAUAGCCUGGUUGUUCAACAAGAACAUGUUGAUCAGACUUUGGAGGUUAACACUGCCAGAAGUGGCGAUUCAACUACAAGUAGUUAUAAGAUGUCAUCUUGGAAAAAACUUCCAUCUGCUGCUGAGAAAAACCGGAAGGGACAUGAUGCUGUCGAUUCACCUACUAAGGAUAAAGUAGAACUGUCACAUAGUAAAGAUGAAACAAGGGUUGUUGAAGACGACCAUUCUGAAAAUCUUGGAACCCCAGAGCAUCCUGCUUCAUCAGGAAUGAGAAAAGCCUCUUGGGGACACUGGGGGGAACACCAUAACAUUGCAUAUGGCAAUUCAAUGAUAUGCCGAAUUUGUGAGGUGGAAAUACCAAUAGUACACGUGGAGGAGCAUUCUUUGAUAUGUACCAUUGCUGAUAGAUGUGACUUGAAAGGCUUAACUAUAAACGAAAGACUUGAAAGGGUUGUAGAUACUCUCGAUAAGAUAUUGGAAUCAUGGACCCCUAAAAGCACCCCGAAAAGCUGUGAUACUCCAAUACGAAGUCUUGGUGUUGAAAGAGUGGCAGGUGUACCAGAUGACUCGUAUGAGUUAUCACCAGAAGAGAACAGUUUUUCUCGUCAUUGUUCUGAAGACAUGCUAGAUCUCAUGCCUGAUGUCGAUAAUUCUUUUCUCAACGAAGAUAUAAAUGUUUUGCCAGAAAUUUCAUGUGAAGGGAAUUCUAUCGUGUCGCCUGAUGCAGAUGCCAAAAGUUCAUCGGCAGGGAGCUUGACACCUCGCUCUCCAUUAUUAACACCAAGGACUAGCCAGAUUGAAUUGCUAGUGACUGGACGAAGGACAAUAAUGGAACUUGAGAACCAUCCACAGAUAAGCAAGUUACUGGAUAUUGCCCGUUCGGUUGCAAAUAUAAACGAGUGUGACUAUGGAGGUUUGGAGUGCAUGCUUGACCGCCUGGACGACUUAAAGUAUGCCAUCCAGGAUAGGAAGGUGGAUGCCCUCAUUGUAGAGACUUUUGGACGACGCAUAGAGAAUUUACUACAGGAGAAAUAUGUGCAUCUCUGUGCACAGAUAGACGAUGAAAAAUUGGACUCAUCAAAUCAUAUGGUGGAUGAAGAUAGCUGUUUAGAAGAUGACGUGGUGCGCAGUUUGCGUGCAAGUCCAAUUAAUCCAUCUAAGGAUCGAACAUCUAUAGAAGAUUUUGAAAUAAUAAAACCAAUCAGUCGAGGGGCUUUCGGAAGGGUUUUCCUUGCCAUGAAAAGAGCGACUGGUGAUUCGUUUGCUAUAAAGGUUUUAAAGAAGGCUGAUAUGAUUCGUAAAAAUGCUGUUGAAAGUAUCUUGGCUGAGCGUAAUAUCCUUAUAUCAGUUCGCAAUCCUUUUGUGGUCCGUUUCUUUUACUCCUUCACAUGUAGGGAAAAUCUUUACCUAGUGAUGGAGUACCUAAACGGUGGAGAUCUUUAUUCGUUAUUGAGAAAUUUGGGCUGCAUAGAUGAAGACAUGGCCCGUGUGUACAUUGCAGAACUUGUUCUUGCUUUGGAGUAUUUGCAUUCUUUAAAUGUCAUUCAUAGAGACUUGAAGCCGGACAACUUGUUGAUUGGUCAAGAUGGUCAUCUAAAGUUGACAGACUUUGGGCUCUCAAAGGUUGGUCUGAUUAACAGUACAGAUGACUUAUCUGGUCCCUCAUUCACUAGUGCUGGUAUGUUUGAUGAACAACAAAAAGAACAAAAUGCAGCAAAGAGAGAACAGCGUCGGAAGCAUUCUGUUGUUGGGACUCCUGAUUAUUUGGCACCCGAGAUACUUCUUGGCACAGGACAUGGUGCAACUGCUGAUUGGUGGUCUGUGGGCAUUAUUCUAUUUGAGCUGCUAGUUGGUAUCCCACCAUUCAAUGCAGAAACUCCACAGGAAAUAUUUGACAAUAUAAUGAAUAGAGAUAUACCUUGGCCCAGGGUACCUGAGGAGAUGAGCUUUGAAGCGUGUGAUUUGAUUGACAAAUUGUUGACUGACAAUCCACUUCAAAGGCUAGGAGCAACAGGAGCUAAGCAGGUGAAACAACAUGCUUUCUUUAAGGACAUUAACUGGGAUACAUUGGCAAGGCAAAAGGCUACGUUCAUACCAGCAGCAGAUGCUCUUGACACUAGUUAUUUUAUGAGCCGGUAUAUAUGGAAUCCAGAAGCUGAACAUUUUCAAGGAGGCAGUGAUUUUGAUGACUUGACUGACACGUGCAGCACUGGAUCAUUCAGCCAUACCCACGAGGAGGAAGGGGAUGAAUGCGGCAGUUUGGCGGACUUUAAUAAUGCUCCUGCACUUGCUGUGAAGUAUUCAUUUAGUAAUUUCUCAUUUAAGAAUCUGUCUCAGCUGGCAUCGAUCAAUUACGAUAUGGUAAUUAGGAGCGCCAGAGAAACAGCAGAAGCCGCGAAACAAUCUGAACCUUGACGAGUCUUGAUUUACAACUAUUACAUGCCUGUUUACUCCCAGCUAAAGUUCCACUCACUGCAUAGUCGAGGUAACUCCUCAACCUGAAAUCAUGAAGAGACUUUCUUAAAACAGAAAUCAAUGUCUUUCAAGAAAAGGUCAGUUUGCUUCCUAGCCAGCUUGAUCAAGCAUCGAUCAACGCAAUUUUCUUAGUUAUGUGAUAUUUAAUUGCUUUAGCCAACAGGUGAUGGACAUUUUUGUGAUGCUAAUAACCACAUGCUUUUGUAUAUACAUAUAUAUAGAUCUCAGGGAAUUAAUACUUGUAUCAGCUUUAUGUAACGAGUCCAUGCUAAGAUAUUUGAGUUGGAAUCAAAGUUCAUUUCAUCUAUAAAA